UGCUUAGCAGUGCGCUAUCCGAUGGCUGCCCCUCGUACGAGACAGGCCCGCUAGUGCUGUCCGAUCCGCGCGGGACGCCAUGAUGUGGGGCACUUCUCCCUCGACCACGACCUUUAGCUCGCGCGCGGUAGUCGUCGACGACAUAGCCCUCGAGGAGCCGGCGGACGGCGGCACGCUGGACGAGGAGUGCGUCGUCUUGGACGAGGACGGGCGCUUCGACGCCUACAAAGAGGUGUGGCAGCCGUUCGACGAGGAGAAGCGCCUCGACUUGAGGAGGCAUGCGCGCAUCGCCGGCGCGGAGACCGCCAGGGACGCGUUGCAGGGUCUGGAGGACCUCACGGGCCUCUUCGACGAGUCGGACGGCUACGACGACGCCUCCCUCGACCUGGGCGACAACGAGCUGGGCACGCGCGGGGUGGACGACCAGCCGCGCAUGAAGGGCGUGGGCCACUUCGUGCCGCCGCCGCCGCUGACGGUCUUCGUGGCCGAGAACAUCAUCACGAACUGCGACUGGGGCUUCGCCGGCCUCGGGCUGAGCGACAACGACCUCGGCGCGCGGUCGCAGCUGGGCCUGCAGAAGCUCGCGGAGGGCGUGGGCGCGCGGCUGGGCGCCGCGGCGCGCGAGGGCCACCUCCCCGGGUUCACGCACCUGCGCUGGCUGGACCUCAGCGGAAACCUGUUGCUGGGGGCCGACGGCAUGCGCAACACCGGCCUGGCCGCCUUGACGCAGGCCCUCGAGGGCGCGCCGGCGCAUACGGCCCAUCUGGAGAAGCUCUGCCUCGGGCGCAACGCACUGCACGAGGCCGCGUGCGCCUUCGUCGCGCAGAUGUUGGACGCCCCCGGCCUCGCCGCGCUGCGAGCCCUGGACCUGUCCGACAACUACCUCGGCCAGGACGCGGCGGGGCGGGCCGCGCCGUCGGGCCUGGUGGCCCUGGCGGCGGCGUGCGGACGCCAUUAUAGUUUGACGGGCUUGGAUCUCAGCCGGAACGGCGGUUUUGACGAUGCCGCGGCCGUGGCCAUCGUCGACCGCUGCACGGAGAAGCCGAUCGGCGGCGGCGGUAUCCAACGGAUAAGACUGGGCGGCAACCCGCUCUGCGGCGCGCGGACCGCGCGGCGCCUCGCGCGGGCGUGCGAACUGUCGCGGACACUACUCGACGCGGACCUCUGCGACCUGGACCUGCCGCGGCCGGCGCUCUACGAUCUUUGCGACGCGCUGCCGCGGUGCUUGAGCCUGCGGGGGCUGGACCUGAGCGGCAACUGGCGGUGCUUCGCCGGGGACGAGCCUUUACUCCAGGAUCCGCGCUACCGGCGGAGUCCCAGCGAGGCGUUGCUCGACGCGUUGCGGCGGAACUGCGCGUUGAUGCAAGUACGGUUAAGUCGGUGCGACGUCGACCCCGACGCCAUGCGCGCGAUCGGUCGGUGCCUCCGCGCGAACAGAUGCCUGCCGGACCUCAUCAAACGGCCGGUGCGGUGGCAAUUAGAAAGCAGCGGCGACGCGAAGAGCGAGUUACUCCGGAAGGUGUGCUUCCUGGAUUCUGAUAUCCAGCAGCUGCUGCGGUCGAACCUGAGCUUUCUCAGGGAUUCGGCCGCGUCGGACGUCGUCGACGCGGUCGCGCCGCCGUCGCACAAGUGCCUCAUGACGAACGACCCCGCUUCCUUCCUGAAGCUCAACGACCGGAACUGGAUGCGCAAGUUCGCCGCGCGGCGCAUCCAGGCGACGUGGUUGGCCAAGCACGCGCCCCCCGCGCCGACCGGCGACGGCCCGACCGAGGCCGAGCUCGCCUACGAGGCGUCGCUGGCGGAGCACCAGCGGCUGACGGGCCAUUCCGGCGGCGCGUUUCUGCCGCCGACGGGGCAGCGGAAAAGCUCGUCGCGGCGGCGCGGGCGGCGGCGCUAA
Molecule: messenger RNA, 1897 nt
Organism: Pelagomonas calceolata
Lineage: Eukaryota; Pelagophyceae; Pelagomonadales; Pelagomonadaceae
Source: the annotation of a GenBank genome assembly